Blepharisma stoltei is the source of this 867-nucleotide messenger RNA. The record is from the annotation of a GenBank genome assembly. NCBI's taxonomy places the organism in Eukaryota, Ciliophora, Heterotrichea, Heterotrichida, Blepharismidae.
AUGCUUCGAAAAAAUGUGAGACUAAGAAAAGAGUAUCUCUAUAAGAAAAGUCUUGAGCACCAAGAACAAUCCAAGUCUCUCAAAAAGCAAAAAAUAAAAGAAGCAUUUGAAGAACACAAAUCAAUCCCCACAGAGCUCCGCCACGAAGAAGCCAAACUGCGCAACGAAAUCGAGCUUGAAGACAUCAAUACUGCAAUUCCUCGAAACCAUAUGGACGACGAAUACGCAGACGCAGGGGCAAUUGAGCCUAAAAUCCUGAUGACCACAUCAAGAAGGCCAAGUUCUCGCCUUAUGCAGUUUUUAAAAGAGCUAAAAAUCGUGAUCCCGAAUACCACCCGUACAAAUCGUGGAAAUUAUGUGAUAAAAGAUUUGGUAGAAAUUGCUCAAAAAUAUAAUUUCACUGAUUUAAUUAUACUACACGAGCACAGAGGAAAGCCUGAUGGGAUGAUUAUUUCGCAUAUGCCAAGUGGCCCUACUGCUUAUUUUGCAUUGGCUAAUGUGGUGCUUCGGCAUGAUUUGAAGACACAACUGGACACGAUGUCGGAGGAGUACCCACAUUUGAUUUUUCAUAAUUUUCAAAGCAAUAUAGGGGAUAGGGUUUCUGAUGUACUAAAAUACUUAUUUCCAGUGCCUAAGCUAGACAGUAAAAGAGUUAUAAGCUUUGUGAACCAAGAAGACUAUAUUAUCUUUAGAAAUCACGUUUAUAACAAAGAAGAUUAUAAGACAGUAGCUUUAGAAGAAAUUGGGCCGAGAUUUAUAAUGAAAUUGUACCAAAUUUCAUUAGGAACUGUCGAUUUGCCUCAAGCACAAGUCGAAUGGGUAUCAAGACCUUAUAUGAACACAGCUAAAAAGAGAAGGACUUUAUAA